UCUGGUGGCCUUUGGUCUCCCCCGCAAUCUCGUGAUUCUCUUCGAUUACCCCGCCGUUGAGCACCAAGGCCACCCUGCUGAGCUCGACCGCCAUGCCGGACUUCAAGCUCUCGGCCCAGCUGAAGGGCCACGAUGCAGAUGUCCGCGCAGUUUGCUUCCCUGCAGCAAAUACGGUUCUCUCGUGCUCCCGCGAUCAAACAGUCCGUCUCUGGCGCAAGACUGCCGAUAAACCUCCUGCAUUCGAAGCCACCAUUACGAGCCAGGGUCACGGCUACAUAAACUCCCUCGCCUUUCUCCGUGCCUCUUCUGCCUGGCCCGAGGGCCUCAUUCUUUCCGCCGGGCAGGAUGCCAUCAUUGAAGCGAAGCGACCAACCUUGACCACAACUGACAAUGCCGACCGUCUUCUUAUCGGGCACGGCCACAAUGUCUGCGCGCUCGACACAUCAUCCCGUGGAGCAUACGUUGUAUCCGGAAGCUGGGACGGGAAAGCGCUAGUUUGGGAUACGGAGAAGUGGCAGAUCUCUGCCCAACUUGUUCACGCGGGGGAGGUCAAGAGCGUCUGGGCCGUCUUGGCCUACGACGAACACACGGUCAUCACCGGCAGCGCCGACACUUAUAUUCGUAUUUUCGACCUUCGCCAGGUUAAUGGAAACGGUGAGGUUGAGCCUCGCCGCACUCUGAGCACCAAUUCUGUUGUUCGCGCGCUGUGCAGGCUUCCUGGAGGUAUCAAGGGGCACCCGAGCGGGGCCGAUUUUGCAAGUGCCGGCAAUGAUGGCAUAAUUCAGCUAUGGAAAAUGAAUGGGACACAAGUGGGCGCCCUUCACGGUCACGAUAGCUUCAUAUACUCUCUCGCCUGCCUGCCGACGAGCGAGAUUGUCAGCGCCGGGGAGGACCGAACGCUUCGGGUCUGGAGGGGUUCGGAGUGUAUUCAGACAAUAACACACCCCGCCAUUUCCGUCUGGUCCGUCGCCGUGUGCCCCGAAAACGGAGACAUUGUUACGGGGGCCAGCGACAAUGUGGUUCGCGUUUUCACCCGCAACGCUGAUCGCACAGCACCGCCCGAGAUGCUGUCCCACUUUGAAGAACUGGUUCGGUCGUUUGCUAUCCCGCAACAGCAGCUCGGUCCUUCGAUCAACAAAGAGCGGCUGAACCCAAAAUCAUGGCUUCUUAACCACCCAGGAAAGAAGGACGGCCAAGUUACAACGGUACUCGAAGACGAUGGCAGCAUCGGGGCCUAUCAGUGGUCAUUAGGUGAGCAGAGAUGGGUCCAUGUCGGGACCGUGGUGGACUCUACCGGCAGCAGUGGGCGGAAGGUUCAGUACAAUGGCCGAGAAUACGACUACGUCUUCGAUGUAGACAUUGAAGAGGGCAAGCCACCCCUCAAGCUGCCGUACAACCUGUCAGAAAACCCAUAUGAAGCGGCAACCAAAUUUCUGGGGGAUAACCAGCUCCCCAUAUCAUACAUCGAUGAAGUCGCAAAGUUCAUCAUAACCAACACCAAGGGCGCGACCAUUGGCCAAACCGCGGAAGCUCCGCCGGCCGACUCAUUCGGAACCAGCUCACAGUCUCAGCCUGGCCAGACGACACAACCUAAGAAGUAUUUACCAUAUAGAGAAUACCUCGCUCUCACGCAGGCCAAGUGGGAACCGGUUACGAAGAAGCUCAAAAGCCUUAACGAGAAGCAUCUGUUGGCUGGGAACAAACUCAUUGCAAUGAAUCCCGACGGGGUCAACCGUCUUGAGGCGGUGCUCAAAACGACAAUGGGCUCGCCGAUCCAAAAGACCAGCCCGCCAGCGCUCCUCGAAGCCCAGCGGAGCGUCUAUAAUCUCAUCACGCAGUGGCCAUACGGCGACCGCCUCCCCGCCCUUGACGUUCUCCGCUGCUUCGUGGCGUGGCCGGGUUCGGCAUCGCUUGGCGACAACAAGUACGGCAAUGUAGUCAGCAUCGCCCUUAGGGGCGCCCUCGACAUUCAAGAUCCUAUCCCAUCUACCGACACCCCGCUGACCGAGCUGAUCGCAAGCUUUGACGCUUCCAAGCUGAAUAUCAACAACGUCAUGAUGGCACUGCGCACGGUAACCAACCUCUUUGCCACGGCAGAAGGUCGCAAGCUUGCCGCCGCCGAAGCGACUGCCAUCAUCAGCCUGAUCGCGCGUAUUGCGGGAGUAGAAGGUGAUCAAGGCGGGCCCAUCGGGGCGGACAAUCUCAACUUGCAGAUUGCAGUCACGUCGGCAUCGUUCAACUUCACCUGCCUGGCACUAAACGAGAAGGGCUCGGUCGACCUUGAGUUGCUGAUGCUACUCUACCAGGUCGCCGAGGCGGUCAUUCGUCGACAGAACGACCCGGAAGUGCUCUUCCGCGCGCUCAUGACACUGGGUAUGCUGCUGGCCAUGGGCGGCGACGCGCUCGACCUGGCCAAGACGCUGGAGGUUGGGGAGCCGAUAGGCGAAGCGGCGAAGAAGUCCGGUGAGGCGAGGAUCAAGGCGCUUGCGCAGGAGUGCUUGGGGUAUCUGAAGCAAUGAGGGUUCCUGCCUAUGAACGGAGAACAGGGUAGGGACACAGGGUAUUGGUUUGU
Thermothelomyces thermophilus ATCC 42464 is the source of this 2572-nucleotide messenger RNA. RefSeq lists its product as uncharacterized. Gene Ontology annotation, cellular component: nucleus; cytoplasm. Gene Ontology annotation, molecular function: ubiquitin binding. The record is from RefSeq and is a predicted model, not a curated record. The transcript has 3 exons. NCBI's taxonomy places the organism in Eukaryota, Fungi, Ascomycota, Sordariomycetes, Sordariales, Chaetomiaceae. Gene Ontology annotation, biological process: ubiquitin recycling; proteasome-mediated ubiquitin-dependent protein catabolic process. Bases 93 to 2519 code for a protein of 808 amino acids.